Messenger RNA from Glossina fuscipes, 837 nucleotides. RefSeq lists its product as uncharacterized. The coding region runs from base 1 to 837 and encodes 278 amino acids. The transcript has a single exon. Lineage: Eukaryota; Metazoa; Arthropoda; Insecta; Diptera; Glossinidae. The record is from RefSeq and is a predicted model, not a curated record.
AUGUUUACGAAAUAUGCUAAUUAUGUUGGUUUCCGUUUACCAGUUGCAGUGAGCUCAUUUCUAAAAGAUACGGUAAGGUUUGCAUCGGGCAGGGACUGGUUCGCGCCCUCUGGUUGCGCCAAAGUUAUUGAACCCAAAUGUGAUCCAAACUAUCCAGAGGUUUGCGCUGAAAGUGCAAUAAAAAAUGUGCCGAUGAAAAAAUAUUCUCGCCCAACAAGAUACCAUCGUUCCGGUCGAAAGGAAACUGGUAUGUGGAAACAGCCCGAUUGUUGUGCUUCAACGUGCCCAGAUUUGCCAGUGCGUAUGGAUGAGAUCUGCUACAAAUCGAGUGACAAACGACGCAACUACAGGCAAACCUGGGUAUCUUGUCCUCCGCUUAGUACAUUAGAAAUAGAAAUGCGCUGCACUUGCGAUGACUAUCCGAUAAAACCGUUGCCCAGAAGAAAAAAGGAAGAACUACCCAGGAAAAAGGGUUUAGGAAAACAAAUAUGCCUAUUGGCUUGCAAAAUGUCAAAUAAAUACAGAUGGUUAAUGCCAUGUCAAGGUCUUUAUCCAGCGCAUCCGAAACAGAGAAAACUAUGCUGUUUCAGGGCUUACAAACAUGGGUGUGAUCCGCCACGUAAUCCCCCAAAAUGCCAAAGACUAUUUUCACCUAGUGGCUGCAAAAAAGAGCCUACUCCAUAUCCAUCCUUUUCAGAGUGCCAGAAAAUCUGUAAGACGGAAGCCGACACAAGGCAGUGCUUCAAUGCUGACGCUAGAGCACCUACGAUGUGUGAAGUUUGGGAUGAAUUUCGAAAACGUCUUUUCUUACCCCCACCCUAUGAGGUUGCACGAUAA